CAUUGACCUCAUUAGGCACCGGCCACCCUCUCCUGUAUAAAAACCAGGCUGCAGUGGGACGUCCCAAGCUCUGGGCCCAUCCAGAUCCCCUCAUGUCCCCAGAUGGUUUUGGACGAUGGCACGUGUACUUGUUGGAUGUGAUUGUGAAGGGGGCCCUCUUCCAGUAGCGACCUCUCCUCUGUGCAGAUGGACCCACCCAGCCUCGCACACAGACCCUGCAGCCUCUCCAGUGUCCCGUGCCUGCUUUGACACUUCUGCUUGAAUGCCCUCACAGUCACAGAGUCACCCACUGUCAGCAUGUUUGUCACUUUCCGUCGGCUGAGGAGAUGCCAGUAUGUGCAGCUCAUGACCACUUGCUUGGUAUUGUCCCUGGUCAUGGUGUGCUGGGAGCAGCUUGAUAACACUGUCGUCAGCCAUGUCAAGUCAGUGUCUUUUCGCUACUUCAUCAAUCGCUUCAGUAUGGUUAACAAAAGUCUUACCAUUCCAAGAGAGCAAGCUCUGGUUUUCAGUAACUUUCCAUACCUUUUGGACCAUCCAGAAAAGUGCAAGGACCAAGAUGUCCUGCUGCUCCUCUUUGUCAAAACAUCUCCAGAGAACAUUCAGAGGAGACAAGCCAUCAGAUCCACAUGGGGCAAUCAAACCUACAUCCGGCAGUCACUUGGUGUCACAGUAAAAGUGCUGUUUGUGUUAGGAGCUCUAGAGGCCUCAGAUGAGAGACCAGACAGAAGCACCUACGGCCCUCAGGAACAGUUGGAGUUUGAAGACAAACUUUAUAGUGAUCUCAUCCAGCAGGGCUUCACUGACUCCUUCCACAAUCUGACCCUGAAGCUGCUCAUGCAGUUCCACUGGAUGCACCAGCACUGCGCUCACGCUCGCUUCCUUAUGACUGCAGACGAUGAUAUCUUUGUGCACAUACCCAACCUGGUGCAGUACCUCCAGGACAUGAGCAGGAGAGGGCUCACUGACCUCUGGGUGGGCAAAGUGCACAGAGGAUCACCACCAGUUCGAAGUCGAAGCAGUAAAUACUAUGUACCCUAUAAUAUGUACCCAUGGCUGUCGUACCCUGACUACACGGCUGGCGCGGGCUAUGUAGUUUCAAGCGAUGUGGCAGACAAAAUUUAUCACGCCACCCUGACUUUGAAUGCAUCCCUUUAUAUUGAUGAUGUGUUCAUGGGCAUCUGUGCCAAUGCUAUAGGUGUGUCUCCUCGAGAGCAUGCGUUUUUCUCAGGUGAGGCUAAGGCCCCCUACCACUCCUGUAUCUACAGCCAAAUGAUGACCUCACAUGGGCAUGUGGAGGAUAUCUAUGACCUUUGGAAGGCCGCUACACACCCUCAGGUAAAGAAGGAAGGCCCAGGGUUGAUAGGAAGACUUUACUGCACUAUUGUCAAAGUGGCUCUGCUCUGUAGACCUUACUAUGUAAAUAGCUACCCAUGCAAAGCAGCCUUUUCAUAGUUUUACCACCUGUGUAUCCAACACUAUGUAAACAUGGAUGUACUGACAUUGCUGCUGGCACUCACACACUAAAGUGUGCCCACCUCACGCAGACGCUGUCAAUAAACAUGCACCUACUGCGAAUAAUGAAGCAAAUUGCCUUUUUUGCCUUUAGUAAUAUCAGUGAUAACAUUGCAGAUGUGCAAGUAUUCUUUUG
Molecule: messenger RNA, 1648 nt
Organism: Periophthalmus magnuspinnatus
Lineage: Eukaryota; Metazoa; Chordata; Actinopteri; Gobiiformes; Gobiidae
Gene: b3gnt5b
Product: UDP-GlcNAc:betaGal beta-1,3-N-acetylglucosaminyltransferase 5b
Exons: 2
Coding region: 298-1452 (384 amino acids)
Biological process (GO): brain development
Cellular component (GO): membrane
Source: RefSeq, a predicted model, not a curated record